AUGGGAAAAUUGAGAACAGGAACGCUGUUGCAUGGGGUUCUUCACGUUACAAUUUUUGAGGUUGAUAAGUUUUAUGGUAAAGAUUGCUGCCACUGUUUCCCCAAGCUAUUUGAAGAAACUAUUCCAAUUGGAAAAGAUACUGCCAGAUUAUAUGCAACCAUUAAAUUAGGCAAUACUACUGUAGGCAGAACUAAAGUUACAAACAAUGAUCACUCUUAUCUUCAGUGGAAUGAAUCUUUUCAAAUUUAUACUGCUCACGUGUCAACUGAUGUUGUGUUUUGUAUCAAAGAAGAAGAUCCAAUUGGGGCAAAAGUGAUUGCGAGAGCUUUUCUGCCCAUUGAAGAAUUAGGAAAUGGAGAAAAACUUGAUAGAUGGCUACAGAUCCUGAAUAAGAAAAAUAAACCUCUCGAAGGAGGUCCUAGAAUUCAUGUAGAGUUACAGUUUUCUGAUGUCACUCAGGACAUGAACUGGUCUCGAGGGAUUACAAGUCCUGAGUUUCCAGGAGUCCCACACACUUACUUCACACAGAGAAGUGGUUGCAGGGUCACGCUUUACCAGGAUGCUCAUAUUCCAGACAAUUUUUUCCCGGAAAUUCCUUUCACUGGCGGCAAGUAUUAUGCGCAUAACCGAUGCUGGGAAGAAGUCUUUGAUGCCAUUUACAAGGCAAAGCACAUGAUAUAUAUAGCAGGAUGGUCUGUCUAUACCGAAAUUACCUUGAUUAGGGAGUUGAGUAGGAAAAAACCAGGAGGAGAUUUGACACUUGGGGAACUUCUCAAAAUGAAGGCUGGUGAUGGAGUUACAGUCCUAAUGCUUGUUUGGGAUGAUAGAAGUUCAAUAAAGUUGCUAAAGAAGGAUGGAGUGAUGGCAACUCAUGAUGAAGAUACAGAAAGUUAUUUCCGUAACACUGGGGUGCAUUGUGUAUUAUGUCCUCGUAAUCCUGAUAAUGGGCAAAGCAUUGUCCAAGACAUUGAGGUUGCCACCAUGUUUACACAUCAUCAGAAGAUCCUAGUUGUUGAUGGUGAGAUGCCCGGUGGGAAUUUAGAGAGGAGGAGGAGAAUUUUGAGCUUCAUUGGAGGUAUUGAUCUCUGUGAUGGGAGAUAUGACACCCCAAUGCAUUCGAUUUUUAGGACCCUGGGGACAGCUCACCAUGAUGAUUUUCAUCAACCAAAUUUCAAAGGUGCCUCAAUUGCAAAAGGUGGACCAAGAGAGCCUUGGCAUGACAUACAUUGUUGCUUAGAAGGACCAAUUGCCUGGGAUGUUCUGAUUAAUUUUGAGCAGAGGUGGAAGAAACAAGGUAAGGAGAAUGUUUCACUUGUUGAGCUUGGACAACUUGAUGACAUUUUCGUACCUCCAUCUCCAGUAAUGUCCCCUGGAGACAAAGAAACAUGGAAUGUUCAGUUGUUUCGAUCCAUUGACGGAGGAGCUGCAGCAUAUGGCCUCCCAAAUACCCAAGAGGAUGCAGCCAGGUAUGGUCUUCUGGUUGGGAAAGAUCAUAUCAUUGACCGAAGCAUCCAGAAUGCGUAUAUUAAUGCUAUCAGGAGAGCUAAAAACUUUAUCUACAUAGAAAACCAAUAUUUCCUUGGAAGCUCUUUUUGCUGGAAUUCAAAUGACCUCCAGGUUGAGGAGGUGGGAGCCUUAAAUCUGCUUCCUAAAGAACUGUCUCUCAAACUCGUUAGCAAGAUCGAAGCAGCUGAGAGAUUCACUGUCUAUGUAGUUAUUCCAAUGUGGCCAGAGGGUAUUCCUGACAGUGCAGCUGUCCAGAGCAUACUGAAUUGGCAAAGAAGGACAAUGGAUAUGAUGUACACCGAUAUUGUUCAGGCUCUACAAGCCAAAGGAAUUAAAGCAAACCCAAAAGACUAUUUGAGUUUCUUUUGCCUUGGAAAUCGAGAGAAGAUGAAUAAUGAAGAAUAUGAGCCUUCUAAAAAGCCAGAACUGGAAUCAGAUUACAGCAGAGCUCAACAUGCAAGGCGGUUCAUGAUCUAUGUCCAUGCCAAAAUGAUGAUAGUUGAUGACGAAUACAUAAUUAUUGGAUCAGCUAACAUCAAUGAGCGGUCAAUGAAUGGGGCCAGGGACACAGAGAUUGCAAUGGGAGGGUACCAACCAUAUCAAUUAGCUACAGAGAAGCCAGCCAGGGGUCAGAUCCAUGGCUUUAGAAUGGCAUUGUGGUAUGAGCACUUAGGCUUUCUGGAUGACUCCUUUCUUACUCCAGAGAGUUUGGAAUGUGUCAGACAAAUAAACCAGAUUUCCGAAAGGUACUGGGAACUCUAUUACAGUGACACUCUAGAUGAUGACUUGCCUGGACAUUUGCUUAGUUAUCCCGUUAGAGUUGCUGAAACUGGAGAGGUCACAACCAAACCUGGUGCGGAGUACUUCCCAGACACGAAGGCACGAAUUUUUGGGUCCAAAUCCGUACUUCCAACGAUCCUAACUACUUAA
Messenger RNA from Gastrolobium bilobum, 2436 nucleotides. Its product is annotated as phospholipase D alpha 1-like. The transcript has 3 exons. Gene Ontology annotation, molecular function: D-type glycerophospholipase activity; calcium ion binding. Gene Ontology annotation, cellular component: plasma membrane. The coding region runs from base 1 to 2436 and encodes 811 amino acids. NCBI's taxonomy places the organism in Eukaryota, Viridiplantae, Streptophyta, Magnoliopsida, Fabales, Fabaceae. Gene Ontology annotation, biological process: phospholipid catabolic process; phosphatidylcholine metabolic process. The record is from RefSeq and is a predicted model, not a curated record.